This is a messenger RNA of Salvia miltiorrhiza (redroot sage), 2439 nucleotides long. Its product is annotated as xyloglucan glycosyltransferase 4. Gene Ontology annotation, molecular function: glycosyltransferase activity. The transcript has 4 exons. Gene Ontology annotation, cellular component: Golgi apparatus. The record is from RefSeq and is a predicted model, not a curated record. Bases 298 to 2277 code for a protein of 659 amino acids. Lineage: Eukaryota; Viridiplantae; Streptophyta; Magnoliopsida; Lamiales; Lamiaceae.
UUAAUCUGUGACCGACACUAUAUGAGUGGUGCGCUGUCUUACCACCUAGGAAAUACAAUUGGUUGUUAGAAAACGAUAAAAAUGGUUAAAACAACAGAAUUUUUUGAUUGAACAAUCCUCUCUUCUAUAUUCAAACUUUUCAUUCAACGUCAUAUAUCACUCUUGAUGUCAAAUGUUUGUGUCUGCGUGUGGAAACUCAUAGCUCAGUUCCAACAGAUUUCAGUAUAUGUACAUAAAACUAGAAUAUAAUGGGUGCAGAUUCCUAAAUUUGGGCUAUCUUUAAUCGUUGCUUUGUACAUGGCAAUGGCAGCAAGUAGUGUGGUAGUCACACUUGAUCGCCCCGACAACAUCUCUCUGAUAAACAUGAACGACAUGAAUCUUGAAUCAACAAGAUUCCAUGAAAAACAGAAAGCCGCAAGCCCCAAGCAGUUCAGUUGGGUGCUUCUGCUCAAACUGCAGAGGAUCCUAGCUUGCAUUCCACGGGCGGCAACGAGCUCGUGGGCAGUUCUCGGGUCGAUCAAGAGGCGCGUGGCCUCCUCGGAUCCGGAGGAUCCGAGGUACAGAGGCAGAUUGUACAUGUUCAUCAAGGCAUUCCUUGCACUCUCAGUGAUGGCCCUGGUGGUGGAAAUCUUUGCCUAUUUCAAGGAUUGGGAUUUGAGCAUUCCACAUUCAUGGGAGGUUGACAGCCUUGUGCAGUGGUGCUACAUGUCUUGGAUGAGUUCGAGAACGGACUAUGUUGCUCCUCUGGUUGUUGCUCUCUCGAGAUUCUGCCUCGUCCUCUUCGUGAUCCAGUCGUUGGAUCGCCUCUUGCAGUGCUUGGGCUGCUUCUGGAUUAAGUUCAGGAAGGUGAGGCAGAGUGAUGUGGAGGAUGAUGGAGCAAGUUUUCAUCCCAUGGUUCUUGUUCAGAUUCCUAUGUGCAAUGAGAAAGAGGUGUAUGAGCAGUCAAUUGGCGCUGCUUGCCAACUGGACUGGCCCAAGGACCGGUUUCUCGUGCAGGUGCUGGAUGAUUCGGACGAUGAGCUGCUGCAGCAUCUGAUAAGGGAUGAAGUGGUGUCGUGGAGGGAGAAAGGGGUGAAUGUAGUUUACAGGCACCGGUUUCUGAGGAGCGGUUACAAAGCCGGCAACCUCAAAUCCGCCAUGGCCUGCGACUAUGUGAAGGACUACGAAUUCGUUGUGAUAUUUGAUGCAGACUUCCAGCCCAACCCUGACUUCCUCAAACUAACACUGCCCCAUUUUAAGGGGAAGCCUGAUAUAGGGCUUGUUCAGGCGCGUUGGUCGUUCGUGAACAAGGACGAGAAUUUGCUGACGAGGCUCCAGAACAUCAACCUAUGCUUCCAUUUCGAGGUGGAGCAGCAAGUCAAUGGCUAUUUCCUCAAUUUCUUCGGCUUCAAUGGGACUGCCGGGGUGUGGAGGAUCAAGGCCUUGGAGGACUCUGGCGGCUGGCUUGAACGGACAACUGUCGAGGACAUGGACAUAGCUGUCCGAGCUCACUUGCACGGAUGGAAAUUCGUGUUCCUCAACGACGUCAGGGUGCUCUGUGAGCUCCCGGAGUCGUACGAGGCCUAUAAGAAGCAGCAGCACCGUUGGCAUUCCGGGCCCAUGCAGCUCUUCAGGCUAUGCCUCCCUGCAAUCUUAACUUCCAAGAUAUCUUGGUGGAAGAAGGCCAAUUUGAUCUUCCUAUUCUUUCUGCUGAGGAAGCUUGUGCUCCCUUUCUACUCAUUCACGCUCUUCUGCAUCAUACUGCCACUAACCAUGUUCAUACCCGAGGCUGAGCUGCCGGCUUGGGUGAUCUGCUACGUGCCCAUCAUCAUGUCGAUCCUCAACAUCCUGCCCGCGCCAAGAUCCUUCCCCUUCCUCGUGCCAUACCUACUCUUCGAGAACACAAUGUCUGUCACAAAAUUCAAUGCCAUGAUCUCGGGGCUGUUCCAAUUGGGGAGCGCGUACGAGUGGGUGGUGACAAAGAAAACCGGGAGGGCAUCAGAGUCGGACCUGCUGAGCCUCGCUGAGAGGGAAUGUAAGAGUCAGACGGAGGAGAAGAUCCAACGCAGACCGUCUGAAUCCGGGCUAGAGAUGCUGGGGAAACUAAACGAGCACCAGCUUGUGAAGAAGAGGAGGAACAGGAUUUAUAGGAAGGAGCUUGCACUUGCUUGCCUUCUGCUCACUGCAGCAGCAAGAAGCUUGUUGUCUGCUCAUGGGAUUCAUUUCUAUUACUUGCUGUUUCAAGGGAUGUCUUUCUUCAUUGUUGGUAUGGAUUUGAUUGGGGAGCAGCUUAGUUGAAUCAUCAUGCUUAUACUUUUCCCAGUUCUAAAUAAGUCACUUUUGAACUGGAUUUUUUUUUAAUCAUAGUUUUAGCAAAGAUAUAGAUACGAUUCUUUUAAUUGUAUGAUACCAGUGUUUGGGAAUAUUGAUAUACAGUUUCUAAGUUGGGAUUUUCAUUCC